AUGACUACUCCAUAUGAUCUUAUAAGCCUUGACAUUUUAGAAGUUGACCCUCAGGAUGUUUUAGUGAUUCCACCUCUAUAUAAUGAUGAUGAUCAUUUAGAAUCAAAAUUGAAAUUAACCUAUCGACAGAUGAUUAGAUCUGCAAGAUUACAUCAGCAUAUUCCUACUUUAACUUAUGCAUAUUAUCUAGGAAUGUUAAUUGAUUCACAUGAAAUUCCUAAAGAUAUUAUUAGAAAAACAAUUACACCUUAUUACAGAAGAGCAGCUGAAAGAACUUAUUUUAUUUUUGAAAAUAAUAUUUCUCAAAUUUAUCGAUUAAAGUUUACAACAUUAUUUCUAAUUGAAAGAUUGAAAAUGGUUGAAUAUCAGUCACUUUGUCAACCAUUCUAA
Molecule: messenger RNA, 390 nt
Organism: Funneliformis caledonium
Lineage: Eukaryota; Fungi; Glomeromycota; Glomeromycetes; Glomerales; Glomeraceae
Source: the annotation of a GenBank genome assembly